UCUGCCACGCAUACACACACACACACACACACACACACACACACACACACACACACACGCGCACAGAGAGAGGAGGGGAGAGGCGUUCCAGAGUCCUGGCAAGUCUCAGCCCUGCCUCACAUGCUCACACACACACACGCACGUCACACCUCACACACACUCACAGGCAAGCAUACACGCAGGCAUUGACACACACACACACAGACUGGUGGUUGGAGCAGGCAGGCAGGCAGGCAGGCAGGCAGAAAGCGAGCGGGUAUAGCGUUAGCGGUUUAGCGGAGCUGUUGGGUGUCUGCAGGCAGCUGCCGAUGACCGAGCUCUAAUGGAGGGAGACGCCGAGGAGGAGCACGUGCUCCGGGGGCAGAGUGACGAGGCCCUAGUGGACCAUGGCAAGACCAGCUUCGCCCAGAAUACCAACUACGAGAAUGAGGAGCUAGAGAGUCACAGGGCGGUGUAUGUCGGGGUCCAUGUUCCUCUGGGGAGAGAGAGCAAGCGCAGGCAUCGCCACCGAGGACACAAGCACCACCGCAAGAAGAAGGAGCGAGACUCCGACCCAGAGACCGGGAGAGAAUCCCCCACAUAUGACACGCCGUCCCAGCGGGUCCAGUUCAUCCUGGGGACGGAGGAUGAUGACGUGGAGCACGUCCCCCAUGAUCUGUUCACCGAGCUGGACGAGCUGUCCUUCAGAGACGGCAGAGUCACAGAGUGGAAGGAGACGGCUAGGUGGCUGAAGUUUGAGGAGGACGUGGAGGAUGGCGGUGAGCGGUGGAGUAAGCCGUACGUGGCCACGCUCUCCCUGCACAGCCUGUUUGAGCUGCGCUCCUGCAUCCUCAACGGCACCGUCAUGCUGGACAUGAGGGCCAACAGCAUCGACGACAUCGCAGACAUGUUGAUAGACAGCAUGGUGGCGUCGGGUCAGCUGGACGAGUCCCUGCGGCAGAAGGUGCGUGAGGCCAUGCUGAAGAAGCACCACCACCAGAACGAGCGCAAGCUCAGCAACCGCAUCCCGUUGGUGCGCUCCAUCGCCGACAUAGGCAAGAAACACUCUGACCCGCACUUGCUUGAGUGCAACGGGGAAGGUCUGUCGGCCUCUCGCCACUCCCUGAAGCCGGGCCUCUCCUCCACCAACCUCUCCCAGCGGCGGGAGUCGCGCGUCUCCAUGCUCUUCAACCACCUCCUCCCCGGCGGCUCCACCCCUUCGACCACGCCCUCCCCUUCCCCGACCCCGCACAGCUCGCCCCCGUUGCCGCGGCGACCCGCGGGCGCCCCAAACCCCGCCCCAACCUCAGCGGCGGCAGCACACGCCUCCCAGCAGCUGCACAUCCCCGAGGUGGUGGUGUCCCCGCCCACGGAGGAGGAGGCGGGGGAGGACGACGAGGAGACCCUGCGCUCGGUGCCGCCCAUCCGGGACGAGGAGGCAUCGGAUGCCCGGACGCCGACCUCCAGGUCGAGCCUGCUGCCAGCCCCUGAAGGAGGUAUGGCGCCCGCACAGUCCAUCGGCAGCAACCUGGACGGAGGCAAAGGUGGCGACAAGAAGGCGUCCAAACCAGGGAUUGACUCCCACUUCAUGAAGAAGAUCCCCCCCGGGGCGGAGGCCUCGAACGUGCUGGUGGGGGAAGUGGACUUCCUGGAGCGGCCCAUCAACGCCUUUGUGCGUCUCUCGCCAGCCGUGCUCAUCACUGGCCUCACUGAGGUGCCCGUCCCCACCAGGUUCCUGUUUCUGCUCUUGGGCCCACAUGGCAAUGGACCGCAGUAUCAUGAGAUCGGCCGCUCCAUGGCCACCCUCAUGACAGACGAGAUUUUCCACGAUGUGGCCUAUAAGGCCAAAGACCGGGUGGACCUCCUGUCGGGCAUCGACGAGUUCCUGGACCAGGUGACGGUGCUGCCCCUUGGGGAGUGGGACCCCACCAUACGCAUCGAGCCCCCCAAGAACGUGCCGUCACAGAUGAAGAGGAAGAGACCAUCCCAGCCCAAUGGCAACGCCUCACCCUCUGAGCAUUACAAGGAGGAGGAGCAUGAGAUCGGCCCAGAGCUACAGAGGACCGGCCGCAUUUUCGGGGGCCUGGUUCUGGACGUGAAGCGCAAGCUACCGUUCUACUGGAGCGACGUCCGGGACUCUCUCAACCUGCAGUGCCUGGCCUCCGUCCUCUUCCUCUACUGCGCCUGCAUGUCCCCCGUCAUCACCUUCGGGGGCCUGCUGGGGGAGGCCACCAAGGGCAACAUUAGUGCCAUCGAGUCUCUGUUCGGAGCGUCUAUGACGGGCGUGGCCUACUCCUUGUUUUCAGGGCAGCCUCUCACCAUCCUGGGCAGCACUGGGCCUGUGCUGGUCUUUGAGAAAAUCCUCUUCAAGUUCUGCGCAGACUACGGCCUGUCCUACCUGUCUCUGCGCACCAGCAUCGGGCUGUGGACGGCCUUCCUGUGCCUGGUGCUGGUGGCCACGGACGCCAGCUCGCUGGUGUGCUACAUCACGCGCUUCACGGAGGAGGCCUUCGCCGCGCUCAUCUGCAUCAUCUUCAUCUACGAGGCGCUGGAGAAGCUCUUUGAACUGGGCGAGCACUACGCCGUCAACAAGCACAACGAGCUGGACAACCUCACGCUCUACUCAUGCCAAUGUGCUUCUCCUGCAGAAGUAACCAAUGAGACGCUGCAGACUUGGAACCAGACUGGCCAUACUGCUGCCUCAAUACCCUGGGGCAGUCUCAACGUCUCAAUGUGUAAUGCUCUCCAUGGGGACUUUGUGGGCUCGGCGUGUGGACACCACGGCCCCUACAUCCCAGACGUGCUCUUCUGGUCCAUCAUCCUCUUCUUCACCACCUUCUUCCUCUCCUCCUAUCUCAAGCAGUUCAAAACGGAUCGCUACUUCCCCACCAAGGUGCGCUCCACCAUCAGUGACUUUGCUGUGUUCAUCACCAUCAUGACAAUGGUGCUGGUGGACUAUCUGAUGGGCAUCCCCUCACCCAAACUCAGCGUGCCCGACCGCUUUGAGCCCACCUCUAAGAACCGUGGUUGGCUGAUCGACCCUCUUGGGGACAAUCCAUGGUGGUCACUGCUGUUGGCGGCCGUUCCGGCUCUGCUCUGCACCAUCCUCAUCUUCAUGGAUCAGCAGAUCACCGCUGUCAUCAUCAACCGCAAGGAGCACAAGCUCAAGAAAGGCGGUGGGUACCACCUGGACCUGCUGAUCGUAGCGGUGAUGCUGGCCGUGUGCUCGAUAAUGGGGUUGCCGUGGUUUGUGGCGGCGACGGUGCUCUCCAUCUCGCACGUGAACAGCCUGAAGGUGGAGUCCGGCUGCUCGGCCCCCGGGGAGCAGCCCAAGUUCCUGGGCAUCCGCGAGCAGAGGGUCACCGGCUUCCUGAUCUUCACCCUCAUGGGCUGCUCUGUCUUCAUGACCUCGGCACUCAAGUUCAUCCCGAUGCCAGUCCUGUAUGGAGUCUUUCUGUACAUGGGAGCCUCCUCUUUGAAAGGUAUUCAGUUCUUCGACCGGAUCUUGCUGUUUGGGAUGCCAUCGAAGCACCAGCCGGACCUGAUUUACCUACGCUACGUCCCGCUGUGGAAGGUGCACAUGUUCACUUUAGUGCAGCUCACCUGCCUGGGGCUGCUCUGGGUCAUCAAGACCUCCACCGCCGCCGUCGUCUUCCCCAUGAUGGUGCUGGCGUUGGUCUUCAUCCGGAAGCUUCUAGACUUCUUCUUCACCAAUCGGGAGCUGAGCUGGUUGGAUGACCUAAUCCCCGAGAGCAAGAAGAAGAAGGAGGACGACAAGAAGAAGCAGGAACUGGAGGCCCAGAGGAGGCUGGCGGAGGAGGCCGGGAGCUCGGCGUACGGCGGGGGCAACCUGCUGAAGAUCCCGGUCCACACACACACCGGCAGCACUGAUCUGUCGGCUGUUAAUAUCACUGAUGAAAUGAACAAAAGCGCGGCGUGGAAAGCAGUCGAUCACACAAACACCAUGAGGAAGAGUGAAAGCCAAGAGAAGGUGGCUUGUGUUAGGAUGAACGUGGAGCCUGAGCAGGGGGGUCAACAGGUCAAUACGGAGACCAUUCUGUGAGGGGAACAAGACCACCCCCGCCCCCUGUACCCCCCACCUGUUCCUCUUCCCAUGAAGCCUGAGCCUCCAACCUAUACCCCCCCCCACCCACCCACUCACCCUCCCUCGUAUCAUGGGCCACUGCUGCAGAGCCACACUGGGCAGAGGUAGUGCCCUCUCGCUGCCCAACUACAGCAAAGACUGGGCGCCAUGGAGCAUCCGACAAGGACACAGGCACCAAGUUAGCACCACACACAAACACACACACACACACACACACACACACACACACACACACACACCCCCCAUGAUGCCAAAACCACAGGAGCCAUGGCAGUUGGCUUCCACAGAUGCUUGAGUUUACCUUUGGGAAAAUAAACAUCUAAUUAUAUAUUUUAUAAUAACAUUAUUAGCAGGAGUAACAAUUCUGCGUCAAAGAACAAAAUUGGUCACAUUAUCAUUCAAUACACGGGAAGGUAUAAGAGAAAGUGUUUUUUUCUCUCUCUCCAGUCUCUGGUUUGUAAAAGAUUGGUGCAAUUGCAGUUGGUAAAAAAUAUGCUAGACAACUUUUCACGUUUAAAAAAAAUGAAACAGUCUCUCAUAAGUGGACAAGACCAGAGCUUUCCCCUGUAGUAUUUUCUUUCACUAAACUACUGAAAGAUGAAUUGGUGACCAGUUCUGUGUGCUGCUAUUGACCUUUCGUGGUGUGUGUGAUCCCUACCCGUAAACCCAUUAUAGUCAAUGUCUGUAAGAGGGGGAAAACGUGGCAUCUUUAUAAAGUGAAUGUCAUUCAUAUUUAUAUAUUUAAAGAGAAAUAAUGUCAUUGAAUGUUUACAGAAGUUUGUCACGUAAAGCAAUAGAAUUGUUCUGAAUGGAUUUGAUUUAAAUGUUUUCUUUUUUCCCGAGCAAACGCUCUGCCAGUGCUCGCUGUGAAAACACGAGCGCAGAGCUUCGCACCUCUCCUCCUUCUCUCCAGUAGUCUUGUGCGUGCUUGUCGGUCGUAACAUCAAAUGUAACAUGUAAUCUUAACGUGAGUCCUACACUUAGAAAACCCAAAGUUCUUCGGUGGAUUACCCUGUAAACCAAACCCGUUGUGAUCCCAUCACCAUCUCAGCGUACGCUGUGUACAUUUAAACAUGAUUGUAUGUGUGUCAGUGUUAUUCCACGCACUGUUGCUGUUUGUCCCUGUGGCUACAUCAGUCGCCCCAAGUCCACAUCCUGUUUCACUGUGUCUAUCUUACUAGUCUGCUAGAUCUACUAGAGUGGACUAGUGGACGAUGAGAAGGCUAAUAUAUCUGUCGGUUGCUGUGCCUUGUGGAAGCGGGCCUGUUGGUACUGGUUGGUAUAUAUACAUAUUUGUGAAAUGAAUGAAGCUGUGUGCUGAAAUGAAAGAGGAAGUAACUAUAGAAUUUAAAGAGAGCGAGAGAGAGAGCAUGCUUGAGGAAGAUAUUUCACAUUGCAUCGGUCAACCAGUCCACAGAGUAACGUCUUUAUAAAGACAUGCACUCAAUUUAUGACAUUUCUGGUCAAGAUAAACUAUAAUAAAAUGGGCAUAUGUAUAAUAUAUGCUGUACUUUUUCUACUGUGUUUUACAGUAUAAACAUAUUCGUGUGCGAGACACAACUAAGAGGUUACGGUCACUCCAAACGAGCAUUAGUGAAUGUGCAUCACAUGAACACGAAAUUCAAUACCACUCAUCAAACAUGGCAUCUGUUUUCAAAUAUUUUGCUAAGUCAUGUUCCUCUUUUCAUGUUCUUCAGUUUCUCGCAAACAUGGGGUUAUUUUAUAAUUAUAUUUGGUGUCCCAAGACUUGAUGGUCACACUGGUCAUUUUGAAGAAUGUGUUUUUUGAAAUCUUUCUGCUGUUCGACGUGUAAUUUUUGAGAUGGUGUUCCUCUAUGUAUCACAGUCACUAUACUGAGUGUGGAAGUAUAUCCUGUUGUGUAAUCUGUAUCAUCUAAGUAUCUGUUUCUUAUUGCAGUGGACUUCAAGUGUCAUAAUAGGUCUCCAUGGAAAUGCUAGGGUGUUUCUGAAGACCACGUAUGACAACCUCACGACUGCAGUCAGUCAAGCACACAGCCAGGCGGGAGUGAAAGUCUCCCACCAGUAUAUUUGUUCGAAAUAUAUAGUAAAAAUAUUUUUUUUGUAAAACUGUUUAUGAAAAGCAAUAAAAUAACUAUAUGUGUAA
Molecule: messenger RNA, 6208 nt
Organism: Clupea harengus (Atlantic herring)
Lineage: Eukaryota; Metazoa; Chordata; Actinopteri; Clupeiformes; Clupeidae
Product: sodium bicarbonate cotransporter 3-like
Biological process (GO): regulation of intracellular pH; monoatomic anion transport; bicarbonate transport
Cellular component (GO): basolateral plasma membrane; plasma membrane; apical plasma membrane
Molecular function (GO): monoatomic anion transmembrane transporter activity; sodium:bicarbonate symporter activity; solute:inorganic anion antiporter activity
Source: RefSeq, a predicted model, not a curated record